UUGUUGGCCUCCAGGUGGCCCCCGGAAACGGAGAGUCACUGUCUUUAAGUGCGGAGAGGCAGUUGAGUUAUGUCUACAUUGGUUAAGGCAAUGUCUAAGUUCCGCCUGGCUGUGGUGCAGCUCAAUGUUACGAAAGUGAAGGCAGACAAUCUGAAGAGAGCACAGGAGCUGGUGAAAGAAGCAGCAGGUCAGGGUGCAAAAGUCGUCGUUCUGCCCGAGUGCUUUAACUCCCCUUAUGGGACCAGGUUUUUCCCUGAAUAUGCUGAGAAGAUCCCCGGGGAGUCGACACAGGCUCUAUCACGGGCGGCCAAAGAGAACGGCGUCUACUUGGUUGGAGGGUCUAUUCCGGAAGAGGAUGGGGGAAAGCUGUACAACACUUGUCCCGUCUUUGGGCCGGAUGGGUCCAUGCUGCUGAAACACAGGAAGAUCCAUCUCUUUGACAUCGAUGUGCCCGGGAAAAUCCGCUUCCAGGAAUCGGAGACGCUUAGUCCGGGGAGCAGUUUGUCAGUCUUUGAGACACCCUUCUGUAAGGUAGGCGUCGGGAUCUGCUACGACAUGCGGUUUGCUGAACUGGCCCAGAUCUAUGCCAAAAGAGGGUGCCAACUGCUGGUUUACCCUGGUGCCUUCAACAUGACCACUGGCCCGGCCCACUGGGAGCUCCUGCAGAGAGGGAGGGCGCUCGAUAACCAGGUGUACGUGGCGGCAGCCUCCCCAGCCAGAGACGAAGCGGCUUCCUACGUGGCUUGGGGCCACAGCGCGGUCAUCAGCCCCUGGGGAGAGGUGAUUACGAAAGCUGGAGUGGAGGAGACUGUGCUCUACGCCGACAUUGACCUGCAGUACCUGGCAGAGGUGCGUCAGCAGAUCCCCAUCUCCUCCCAGCGACGGGGAGACCUGUACAGCGUGAACGCACUGCCGGAGAGCUAGCUGGCACGAGAGAUACCAGCAGACACAUGCCAUGAUGUCUUCUGUGGGUGGAGAGCACUAAAGAAGCUGAAGGAGGGUUAUAUUCUACAGCUAGUGGGUAUGGAGGUGGACCAUAACCUCAUCACUGUCCAUCUGGUUUGUAUUUAGAUUUAAAUAUAUUUGCUACUGAAGCAAUUACUGCCAGAUUCUGCUGAACAGGUCACAUGGGAAUCACACAAAUGUCUGUUAUUUUGAAAGUAGCAAAUGUAAUUUUUAAAGCGAUAACUGUUUAUUCCUGACAAAUUAUUUGUGGUGUCUGUUACUGAUAGACGUCUCACUCAAUAUAAGAAUAAAGUGGAUUUCACAAUUU
This is a messenger RNA of Brienomyrus brachyistius, 1273 nucleotides long. It is a transcript of the gene nit2, whose product is annotated as nitrilase family, member 2. The transcript is spliced from 10 exons. Gene Ontology annotation, biological process: L-glutamine metabolic process; oxaloacetate metabolic process. Gene Ontology annotation, molecular function: omega-amidase activity. The record is from RefSeq and is a predicted model, not a curated record. The coding region runs from base 70 to 924 and encodes 284 amino acids. Gene Ontology annotation, cellular component: mitochondrion. NCBI's taxonomy places the organism in Eukaryota, Metazoa, Chordata, Actinopteri, Osteoglossiformes, Mormyridae.